This is a messenger RNA of Ahaetulla prasina, 735 nucleotides long. RefSeq lists its product as uncharacterized. The transcript is spliced from 5 exons. The coding region runs from base 1 to 735 and encodes 244 amino acids. The record is from RefSeq and is a predicted model, not a curated record. Lineage: Eukaryota; Metazoa; Chordata; Lepidosauria; Squamata; Colubridae.
AUGUCACAGAAGAGCAUUCUCAGCUUGUGGUUAUUCAUCCUUCACUUGAGAGCUGGAGCUUCUGGAGCAGAAGAACUGAAUGGAGUUCUGGGGGAGUCCGUCACCUUCCAGCUGAAGACGAAUCUGUCAUUUGUAUCCAUUUUCUGGAGUAAAAUUGUUGGCAGCAAGUCUGAAAAUAUUUCCGUAGUGGCCUUUGGGGAGCCCCCUGGCCUCCUGGUCCCCCUCCCGUCCUUUCAGAAGAGAGUGAACAUCUCCAAGGACUGCAGAGAAUUACAUCUCAGCCAACUAGAGAAAGAGGACACUGGCAGAUACACCGCAGGAAUUGUUCUGCAAAGCAGAGAGACGGUGGACGAGUCCUUUGAUCUGCGAGUUUUCAACCUUGCAGAAGCUUCUGGAACAGAAGAAGUGAGUGGCAUUCAGGAGGAAACUGUCACUUUCAAAGUGAGGAAAACUCCACCAUAUAAAAAGACUAUCUGGAGCAAAAUAGACAGCAACCAGACAAUCCAUAUUGCUGUGGUGCUCUAUGGGGAGCCCUGUGGCCUCCUGGUCACCCUCCCAGCCUUUCAGAAGAGAAUCACUUCACAAAACAGAAUGGUGGUGGACGAGUCCUUUGAUCUGCGGGUUUUUAGUAAGUAUCCCAGCCAUGGCAGGGAAUUCCUGACCUCCCGCUUUGCCCAGGGGGAUGUGCACAGGACGUUUGUUAGAGACUCUUGGCUGACUGACUUGCACUCCUGA